Messenger RNA from Suillus bovinus, 519 nucleotides. RefSeq lists its product as uncharacterized. Lineage: Eukaryota; Fungi; Basidiomycota; Agaricomycetes; Boletales; Suillaceae. Gene Ontology annotation, molecular function: protein binding. The transcript has a single exon. The record is from RefSeq and is a predicted model, not a curated record. The annotation marks the transcript as partial.
UUCAAACUAGCGUUGGAACUUGCAUUUUCAAUGCUCUCAUUUGACUCUCAAUUGCAGCAAUUGCAACUUGACGCCCAUGCACCCGAACUCUCCAUUCUUUUACAUGGCAUGCUAUUCACUAACAUCCAACUUGACAACUUCUUGCCAACCCUCGCUCACUUCCUUGAGUGCAUUGAAAUUGAAGGAGCUGAGGAACACGAGUGGAUCAUGAUGACUGUUGUGAACAUUAGUGCCAUGCUUGAAUAUGGUCGUCCAAGUGGCAUGCUGUGUAAGAUUGGUGGUGUAGGUGCUCAUGACACUGGCACAGGUGUUCCAGCUGUAAAGGUUGCCAAGAAGUAUCAAGUCACGCCCGCAUUCCGCGAUGAAGACGGUGAAGAGAAAUGGAUGGACGUGGAUGACAAAGGCACUCAACAAACAUCUCCAGCUCUAUCAGAUGCAAAUAUCCCUAUGGAGCUACCAGUGUCAUUCAAACUAGUGUUGGAACUUGCAUUUUCAAUGCUCUCAUUUGUUCUUCACAAU